AUGAGGCUUCCUUCUGAAAUUCUUUUUAUAUUUGCUUAUCAUGCUGUUCCUGAAAUCUUGGAAUUUGAUCUAUUAAGAUCUCCACCAAAUAGAGAUGAUGAAGUUAUAUCAAAGAGUGUUGUUGAAGAGAUAUUACUGGUUGCAGAAAUUCCAGAAGUAGAGUCAAUCAUUAACGAAUGUGGUUUACGUUCAAAACUUAAAUACCCACUAGAUUAUGGUCUUUAUAGUGAAUUUUUAAUUAGAAGACUGCGAGGAAAGCUCCAUUAUCUCAACAAAACAGUGCCAACAAAUUUUCAUGAGUUUAUGCUAUGGUUAAGUUGUGACAUAAGAUCUGUUGUUUCUAUUGAUGGAAAACUUGAGUUGAAGUCUCCGAUAAGUAGGAAAUUGAGCACAAUUGAAAAAAGUUAUGCUAUUUUGAUGAAAUCUAGAUCAAUUUUGAUUACCAUUGCUCCCAGGAAGGGUUUUAACUUGAAUCCCAACAAAGAGAUAAAGACCUUUUACAUAACAGUUCCAAAAUCUGCUUUAGUUUAUGUCGAUCCAGAUGAUAUUUUCAACGAGGAACUCAAUCUUGAUGUACUAGAAAGUCUUUUAUCUAAUUUAAAAUUAUUGAAUGCUGAUCAAUUUGGGCUUUCUUUCUUGAGUUACAAUAUCGAGGAAAGUCAUUCAUCAAAUUCCAAAGAUUACGAGGGCCUGAAAUAUGAGAAUACGUUGGUAUGUCGAGAACCCUACAAGGAAUCUGAUGGAACUUAUAAAGGUUUUGAUAAUCGAGUUGAAUUUCAUUUGAAAUUAUUAAGAGAAUAUCACAAGAACCCAAGUAACGUCAAAGAGUCAAGAAACAAACAAAUGUAA
Messenger RNA from Hansenula ciferrii, 849 nucleotides. RefSeq lists its product as uncharacterized. The coding region runs from base 1 to 849 and encodes 282 amino acids. The transcript has a single exon. The record is from RefSeq and is a predicted model, not a curated record. Lineage: Eukaryota; Fungi; Ascomycota; Saccharomycetes; Phaffomycetales; Wickerhamomycetaceae.